Messenger RNA from Capsella rubella, 592 nucleotides. RefSeq names its product protein translation factor SUI1 homolog 1. Gene Ontology annotation, molecular function: translation initiation factor activity; RNA binding. Gene Ontology annotation, biological process: translational initiation. The record is from RefSeq and is a predicted model, not a curated record. NCBI's taxonomy places the organism in Eukaryota, Viridiplantae, Streptophyta, Magnoliopsida, Brassicales, Brassicaceae. The transcript is spliced from 2 exons. The coding region runs from base 104 to 442 and encodes 112 amino acids.
CCAAAGACUCCUAUCGUCUUCUUCGUCUUCCUCCCCACAACAACUGCUUCAGAGAAUCGAACAGCUUAAGAGCAGUUUCGUAGUUACAAGUAACCAAGUUUACAUGGUUGAGCUAGACAUCCAGAUUCCAUCAGCAUACGAUCCUUUCGCAGAGGCCAUAGAUUCAGAUGCACCAGGAACAAAAGAGAACAUCCACAUCCGAAUCCAGCAGAGGAAUGGCAAAAAGAGCUUGACCACUGUUCAAGGGCUUAAGAAAGAGUACUCCUACGAGAGGAUCCUCAAGGAUCUGAAGAAAGACUUUUGCUGCAACGGGAACGUUGUGCAGGACAAGGAGCUAGGCAAGAUCAUUCAGCUCCAAGGUGAUCAGAGGAAGAAAGUUUCUCAGUUCUUGGUCCAGUCUGGCCUUGCUAAGAAGGAUCAGAUCAAGAUCCACGGUUUCUAAACCAUCAUCGAUAUCGUUUGACUUAAUAUCUAUCUAUUUAUGCGAAUAAAUUGUCGUGGUGUUUGUUGCUUCUCUUCUUUAAAGAUUUGGUUGAAUGUGUUGGGAUAAUUUGACAUUUUGCAAUGAUAAGUGUUUCGAUUGGUCUAUUUC